This is a messenger RNA of Cercocebus atys (sooty mangabey), 1364 nucleotides long. It is a transcript of the gene NCBP2, whose product is annotated as nuclear cap binding protein subunit 2, 20kDa. NCBI's taxonomy places the organism in Eukaryota, Metazoa, Chordata, Mammalia, Primates, Cercopithecidae. The transcript is spliced from 5 exons. Gene Ontology annotation, biological process: mRNA cis splicing, via spliceosome. Gene Ontology annotation, molecular function: RNA cap binding. Bases 514 to 918 code for a protein of 134 amino acids. The record is from RefSeq and is a predicted model, not a curated record. Gene Ontology annotation, cellular component: nuclear cap binding complex.
CAGAUUGCUGCGUAACAAGGGCGGGGUGCCCUUCUCUCUCCCAGAGUGUGCAGAGGCGCCUUCUUGAUGCAGAUUCGGGGCUUUUUACGUUCUUUUUUAAAUCGGCGAAGCAGUGCCCUUCUCUGGGAGGAUGGUCUUAGGGAAGCUGUACGCGGUGCGUGGGAGACACAAGUGAAGUCCUCACUCCGCCCUCGGGGAGGCUUCGGAGUGGGGAGGGGGACCCGCCAAGCUGGGCACUUUGAGGAUGUUUGGAUGUGAAGAUCGGAGAAUUGCUGGAUUUCAGAAGAGAGAAAUUUUUAGUCCGGACUAUAUCACAGUAUGUUUUGUGGAAAAAGGGGAGGCCGCAGAUAAUACAAAGUAGGCUUUUCAGUAUCAGCAAAGGGUGACAAUGAAGAACAAGAAAAAUUACUGAAGAAAAGCUGUACGUUAUAUGUUGGAAAUCUUUCUUUUUACACAACCGAAGAACAAAUCUACGAACUCUUCAGCAAAAGUGGUGACAUAAAGAAAAUCAUUAUGGGUCUGGAUAAAAUGAAGAAAACAGCAUGUGGAUUCUGUUUUGUGGAAUAUUACUCACGUGCAGAUGCCGAAAAUGCCAUGCGGUACAUAAAUGGAACACGUCUGGAUGACCGAAUCAUUCGCACAGACUGGGACGCAGGCUUUAAGGAAGGCAGGCAGUACGGCCGUGGGCGAUCUGGGGGCCAGGUUCGGGAUGAGUAUCGGCAGGACUACGACGCUGGAAGAGGAGGCUAUGGAAAACUGGCCCAGAACCAUGAUGUUGGGAACGGACUGGGUUUAAAAAGGGAGCUUGAAGAUGGAAUGUUUAACAGUCACAGAGGGUUCCUGCAGGAGGUUCCUGUUUUAGCUGUUUCUCAUUUUUUUCCUCAAAUUGUACUUCUGAGGCUCAAGCCUUCACAGUGAGCUCAUGGUUCUACAGAGAAGGGGAGUCUAGGGAAUUUCUUUGGUAUUUAUAAGGCAAGAGGUGAUUUCUCUCUAAUAUAUGUGAGUUAUUGCUCAUUUAAAACUGUUAAGUCUAGUAUAAUUUUCCCUGAUAGGAAAAAUGAAUUUACCUUCUAACUUCCAACAGUCUGUGAAAGUUGGGGCUGAAGUACCUUAGUGCGAAUGUCUUUCAUGUUAAACUAAGUGUAGAAAUCUGAAUUUUUAAAAGAGCUAUAUAACUAGUUGUAAGUGCUUAGGAAGAAAUUUUGCAAACAUUUAAUGAUACACUUCAUUUUUAAAAUUUCUUCACACUGUAAUUUAAUGUAUUUGAUAUUCUUUUGUAGUAAAACGUAACUCAGAUUUCUACAGGAGACAGUGGUUUUAUUUGGAGCGUCUUCUGUAAUAGGUCUUGAUAAAGCUGGGUGAAC